AUGGGCUUCUUAGCUUGGAUAUUGGAAUGGAUUCGGGGCCUCUUCUGGCAGCAGGAGAUGGAGGUCACUCUUGUCGGUCUCCAGGGCGCCGGCAAGACGACAUUUCUGGCCGCCAUCACAGAUGGAACUGAGUCCGUGCGGCUGCACGACACGAUUCCCACAAUAGGCCUCAACACUCGCAAAGUGACUCGGGGCAACGUCUGCAUCAAGGUGUGGGACAUCGGUGGCCAGCCACGCUUUCGUGGCAUGUGGGAACGAUACUGCCGUGGCGUGCAGAGCAUUGUGUUUGUCGUAGACGCAUCCGAUAUUUCCUCCUUUGAAGAAGCGAGGCGUAGUCUGCACGACCUACUGGGGCGGCCUUCUCUCUAUGGGAUUCCACUGCUCGUCCUUGCAAACAAAAACGAUUUGGAAGGGGCAUGUUCGGCAGAAACUCUCAUAUCGGAGCUGUAUCUUUUGAAACUUGCAGCCGACCGUGAGACGGCGUGUUAUAGUGUGAGUGCGAAGGACUACACGAACAUCGAUGUGACCCUCAAGUGGCUUAUGCGGCACUCCAAGGCUUCCUCGUCGAGUUAA
Trypanosoma cruzi is the source of this 573-nucleotide messenger RNA. RefSeq names its product ADP-ribosylation factor family, putative. Gene Ontology annotation, biological process: protein transport. Lineage: Eukaryota; Euglenozoa; Kinetoplastea; Trypanosomatida; Trypanosomatidae. Gene Ontology annotation, molecular function: GTPase activity; GTP binding. The transcript has a single exon. Bases 1 to 573 code for a protein of 190 amino acids. The record is from RefSeq and is a predicted model, not a curated record.